ACCAUGAACAGAUAGUGACGUGGGGAAAGCCAAAAAAAAAAAAAACCAAAAACUUUGUCUCGAAUGUGCACGUGACUAUAAGCGAGAUUUACUCGAGACCUGAAGUAUCAUGUCUGAUAACGAAGCUGUCGAUGCCGGUGGAACGGCCAUCACCUGCAAGGAGGGGGAGGGAGGAGAAGACACAGUGUCGUUGAGUGGUGCGGCGAUGCCAGACGAAUGCCGGACAGCAGAUAAGCGCAAGGCUGACCCAGCGACGGAAGACGACGACGAAGAUGAUACCAACAACCACGAAGGCAAGCCAGAGUUAAAAAAGAAAUUCAUCAUGUGCCCAUCUCUCCGAAAUGAAGAAGCCAAAUAUAUGAUUAAGUCUGAAGAUGAGCUGAAACAGUCUCAGAAAUCAGCGCCAAUCAAAAUGUCACUAAAUACACAGAAAAAGUCUGAGAUAAAAGCACCAGUCAUCAGGAAAAGUGCUGCUGUUGCUAAAGCAUUUAACCCCGAUGAAGAGGUGGGUAACAAACCCUUAUACAUAAGCAAUAUUUGGGGUGGAGGUUUGACUUUUUUCACUUUGUAACUGACACUUCAACAUUUAGGGAGUAUGACCCUGAAGAAGAGGGUGGUAACAAACCCUUAUACACAAGCAAUAUUUGGGGUGGAGGUUUGACUUUUUUCUCACUUUGUAACUGACACUUCAACAUUUGGGGAGUAUGACCCUGAAGAAGAGGGUGGUAACAAACCCUUAUAUAGGCAGUACCUGACGUUUAUAUCAGGUCCUCCCAUAAGUUCUGCCCGAUUUUGCCUUUUUUAACCCCUUCGUUACCAACCCGGCUGAAACCGGCUCUGGCUCUGAGUACAAAUGUCUUGUUUUCAUAAGUUUUGAAUUAAAAUCCACCACCAAACC
Molecule: messenger RNA, 898 nt
Organism: Octopus sinensis (East Asian common octopus)
Lineage: Eukaryota; Metazoa; Mollusca; Cephalopoda; Octopoda; Octopodidae
Product: PEST proteolytic signal-containing nuclear protein
Exons: 4
Coding region: 110-571 (153 amino acids)
Biological process (GO): protein ubiquitination; proteasome-mediated ubiquitin-dependent protein catabolic process
Cellular component (GO): nucleus
Source: RefSeq, a predicted model, not a curated record